AUGAACUUUGAUAGAUUCAGGACUGAAUUGGUGCCCAGCAACUUCCUUGAGAUCAACAUCUUCAGCCCGCAAUCUGGCCGUGCCUGGAGGAGGAGGCACCCAGAGGCCUCGUGGACUGAUGUGGAGGCAGGGGUGGGUGAUGGCUGGGGGGACAUAAGGGAGCUCUACACACCCAUCUCCAACUUUUCCCUUCUUCUCGUUGCUGAACAGAGACAUGACGAAGAGGCGGUAAUUGACCGGGGAGGAGUGAGCAGUGUUGUCAGGAUUCACUAUGAGAUGGAGGAGUUGGAAGGCCACCGGAACAUGUCUGUGGGCAUGUGGAUGCCACCAGUGAGGCAGAGCCACCGGCACCACCGACCCCGCAGCCAGAAGCAUCAGGAAGGUGACCAGGAGAAGGACUCUGCCCCAGUGGAGCAGGGCUACCACUACACCCCAUCCCAGCGGGUGCAGUUCAUCCUCGGGACCGAGGAAGAUGAGCAGCACAUCCCCCAUGAUUUGUUCACUGAGCUGGAUGAGAUCUGCGUGAAAGAGGGUGAAGAUGCUGAGUGGAAGGAAAGGGCAAGGUGGCUGAAGUUUGAGGAGGACAUGGAAGACGGUGGCGAGCGCUGGAGCAAGCCCUACGUGGCCACGCUGUCCCUGCACAGCCUCUUUGAGCUGAGGAGCUGCAUCCUCAAUGGCACAGUGCUGCUGGACGUUUCUGCCAACAACAUCGAAGAGAUUGCAGAUAUGAUCCUGGGCCAGCAAGAACAGUCCAAGGAGUUUGAUGAGUGCACACGGGUGAAAAUUCGAGAAGUCCUCUUGAAGAAGCAUCACCAUCAGAAUGAGAAGGAAAGAAGCAACAUUUUCCCCAUUCUCCACUUGUUUGGUGAUGGGAGUGAGAAGCAACCAGACCUGCACCCCCUUGACAAGCCAGCCCAAACACUCACCCCUCAUCCUGCCACCACUGCAGGAGAUAAAAACGGGGUGAACCGUGAGACCAGCUCAAUGGAUUUAAGCAAGGCGGAGCUGCACUUCAUGAAGAAAAUUCCCACCAGGGCUGAAGCAUCUGACGUGCUCGUAGGAGAGCUGGAUUUCCUUCAGCAGCCCUUCGUGGCAUUUGUCCGCCUGACCCCAGCUGCCCUCCUUUCGAGCAUGAUGGAAGUUCCCAUCCCGAUAAGCUCCAGAUAA
Messenger RNA from Tyto alba (common barn owl), 1167 nucleotides. Its product is annotated as electroneutral sodium bicarbonate exchanger 1-like. Gene Ontology annotation, molecular function: monoatomic anion transmembrane transporter activity. The transcript is spliced from 8 exons. Lineage: Eukaryota; Metazoa; Chordata; Aves; Strigiformes; Tytonidae. Gene Ontology annotation, cellular component: membrane. The coding region runs from base 1 to 1167 and encodes 388 amino acids. The record is from RefSeq and is a predicted model, not a curated record. Gene Ontology annotation, biological process: monoatomic anion transport.